This is a messenger RNA of Hymenoscyphus albidus, 639 nucleotides long. Lineage: Eukaryota; Fungi; Ascomycota; Leotiomycetes; Helotiales; Helotiaceae. The record is from the annotation of a GenBank genome assembly.
AUGCCAAUUCUAAAAUUCUACACCUCCCCAAACCAACUCUCUUCCGUGGAGAAACAGGACCUGGCAACGGUUCUCACGAGCAAAUACGCAGAACUUAUGCCCGCGUUUUUUGUGAACAUCAUGUUUCAUGAAGUCAGCAUCUCCCCUUCCCUCCUAUCCCUGAUCUAGUUACAUCCCAUCUCUUUUCAUUACAAUCACUUCCUCCCUCCUCUCCUCGCACAAGAUACGGAUUCUGAUAUCAAAAAUGACAGCUCCCAACCGACUCCUUCUACAUGGCCGGCAUUCCCACCGAUGGCAAAUUCCUGCGUCUGACAAUCGAACACACAGCCGUGAACUGGGAUACUAACAAACCCGCGGACCUCACGCAGUCGAAGAGGUUCCUGGAUUUUGUGGGGAGGGUGUUGCAGGAGAGGUUUGGGGAGAGGGGGUGGAGGUUUGUUGCCCUUUUCCUUUUAUCUUGAGUUGGCUUGUUAGCUAUCUUCUGGGGGGCAAGGGGGGGGGUUGAUUGAGAGGAAAGAAUGUGCUGACGAAACGUAGAUGGGAAUUUAGUGUCUCGCAGACUUUGAGGGAGUUGUGGCGUAUUCAGGGGUUGGAACCUCCGCCUAUGGGGAGUGAGGCGAUGGAGCUUUGGAAGGAGGG